Messenger RNA from Closterium sp. NIES-67, 2079 nucleotides. NCBI's taxonomy places the organism in Eukaryota, Viridiplantae, Streptophyta, Zygnematophyceae, Desmidiales, Closteriaceae. The record is from the annotation of a GenBank genome assembly.
UGGAAGGACAUUCUCGAUAACUCAUCCUCCAUUGUCGUGAGUCCUCCUGAAUCCUGAUUCCUGGCCUGUUGACAGCUGCAGGAGCGUGAUAUUCAACUGAAAUCUCCCCGGAUUUCUCUCAAUUCGACGUUUCCAGCAUCAUUCUUCUCUGGAAUUUAACCAUGGCCACCAACGGAGAGCACAAAGCGAGGGAAGCAACCAGCAGCUCACUGGCGGACUCCUCUGAUUGGUCGGACGGAUUCCUCUGGCGCGGAAAGCGAACCCUAAAAGUUCCUGUCUCUCUGUUCAACGAGAAUCGGCAGAAGCUCGCAGGGCGAAUGCGAGCCAGGCUGGAAGGCUGGAACGUGCAUGCCAUUGUGCUGCUUCAGGGUGGAGAAUCUCAGUUCCGCCACUGCACCGACCACGAGGAACUUUUCAGGCAGGAGAGCUACUUCUCGUAUCUCUUUGGAGUCAUCGAGCCGGGAUUCUAUGGCGCUCUGGACGUAUCAGUGCAGCCGGCCCGUUCAUUCCUCUUCGUGCCUCGCUUUCCGGAUUCCUAUGCUGUUUGGAUGGGUCCUUUGCACACAACGCAGCAGAUCAAGGACAAGUACAGAGUGGAUGAGGUGCACUAUAUCGAGGAGAUGCCAGCAGUCUUGAAAGCAGCUGCAGGGACUAGCAGUGAUCUACCAACUCUCUUUCUGCUGCGAGGGGUCAACACCGACAGCGGCAACUCCUGCAAGCCAGCACACUUUGACGGUAUAGACGCCUUUCCGCAGGACCUGGCAGUGCUACAGCCGGAGCUGAGUGAAUGCCGUGUGGUGAAGUCCCAAGAGGAGAUUCGUGUCAUGCGAUAUGCAGCUGCUGUGUCGUCAGAUGCACACGUGGAGGUGAUGCGCAGAGUGCGGCCGGGAUUGAUGGAGUAUGAGAUGGAGGCGGAUUUCCUGCACCACGCGGCAGCGAGGGGCGGAUGCCGCAUUGCAGCGUACACGUGCAUCUGUGGUACCGGGGCCAACAGCAGCAUUCUGCACUAUGGGCAUGCUGCUGCUCCCAAUGACCGGGAGUGCAAGGAUGGCGACAUGGCCCUCUUGGACAUGGGAGCAGAAUACUUCACUUACGGUGCCGACAUCACAUGUUCCUUUCCCGUGAACGGCAAAUUCACGCCAGAUCAGAGGCUGGUAUACGAGGCAGUACUGGCUGCGCAGAGGGCUGUCUUCUCAGCAAUGAAGCCUGGAGUCAACUGGCUGGCCAUGCACAGACUAGCGGAGCGGACGAUAUUGGAGCACCUGAGGGAAGGAGGGCUGCUGCAGGGGUCCAUUGAUGACAUGAUGGGUAAUCAUCUAGGGGCGCUGUUCAUGCCACAUGGGCUGGGUCACUUCCUCGGCAUUGACACCCAUGAUGUUGGCGGCUACAACAAUGCAGAGAGAGUGACGGAGCCAGGGGCGAAGUCACUUCGUACAACAAGAGACCUGCAGCCUGGCAUGGUAAUCACAGUGGAGCCAGGCUGCUACUUCAUCGACUCUCUGCUGGACCCAGCCCUCUCUGACCCGGUUGUUGCUCGCUUCCUCGUGCCUGAGAGGAUCGCUCAGUUUCGAGGUUUCGGUGGCGUGAGGCUGGAAGAUGACGUGGUGGUGACAACAGAGGGCAUCGAUAACCUGACCAGGUGCCCGCGUGAUGUGGCAGAUGUGGAAGCAGUAAUGGCUGGCAAGCCAUGGCCCUCUGCGUUGAAUUAGACACCAUUUGACAGUGGUGUGGUGCAUUGGAUGGUGUACUGCGAACCUGUCCAGGUGUUCGCGUGAAUCGUGAUGUGGCGGAUGUGGAAGCAGUAACGGCUGGCAAGCCGCGGCCCUCCGCUUUGGACCACGAACGAGCCCUUGGAUGGCAAUGACUUGGUGCAUUGGCUGACGCACUGCAAACCUGACCAGGUGCCCACAUGGUGUGGCAGAUGUGGAGGCGGUAAUGGCCGGCAAGCCACGGCCCUCUGCACUGGACUAGAAGAGACCCCCAGGGCAACAGAGUUAGCAAGUCAAGACUACUGGCUUAGCCCUUAUUGCAAAAGCACAUACAGUAACUUUGUACAGCAGCUUCUGCGCCUGAAGCAUG